CUGGCCCAUCAUGUAGCUGCAGCACAGCCUUCCCUAACGUUGCAACUGGGAGAAAAAUCACUUUCCAGACUGUUUUGCAAGGUGUGCAAUUACAUCUUGACUCCCUGAAAGUCCAUCUGCUGCAUCGGUCAAGAGAAACUCCACUUGCAUGAAGAUUGCACGCCUGCAGCUUGCAUCUUUGUUGCAAAACUAGCUACAGAAGAGAAGCAAGGCAAAGUCUUUUGUGCUCCCCUCCCCCAUCAAAGGAAAGGGGAAAAUGUCUCAGUCGAAAGGCAAGAAGCGAAACCCUGGCCUUAAGAUUCCAAAAGAAGCGUUUGAACAGCCUCAGACCAGUUCCACGCCACCUCGAGAUUUAGACUCCAAGGCUUGCAUUUCUAUUGGAAAUCAGAACUUUGAGGUGAAGGCAGAUGACCUGGAGCCCAUAGUGGAGCUGGGACGAGGUGCGUACGGGGUGGUGGAGAAGAUGCGGCAUGUACCCAGCGGGCAGAUCAUGGCAGUGAAGAGGAUCCGGGCCACGGUCAAUAGUCAGGAGCAGAAACGGCUACUGAUGGAUCUGGAUGUUUCCAUGAGGACAGUGGACUGUCCGUUUACCGUCACCUUCUACGGUGCGCUCUUCCGGGAGGGUGAUGUGUGGAUCUGCAUGGAGCUCAUGGAUACGUCACUAGAUAAAUUCUACAAACAAGUCAUUGAUAAAGGCCAAACAAUUCCAGAGGAUAUCUUAGGGAAGAUAGCAGUUUCUAUUGUAAAAGCAUUAGAGCAUUUACACAGUAAGCUCUCUGUUAUCCAUCGAGAUGUCAAACCUUCUAACGUGCUCAUCAACACGCUGGGCCAAGUGAAGAUGUGUGAUUUUGGAAUCAGCGGCUACUUGGUGGACUCUGUUGCUAAAACAAUUGACGCAGGUUGCAAACCAUACAUGGCUCCUGAACGAAUAAACCCGGAGCUCAAUCAGAAGGGCUACAGUGUGAAGUCUGACAUUUGGAGUCUGGGCAUCACGAUGAUUGAGCUGGCCAUCCUUCGGUUUCCCUACGACUCUUGGGGAACCCCCUUCCAGCAGCUAAAGCAGGUGGUAGAAGAGCCAUCCCCCCAGCUCCCCGCAGACAAGUUCUCCGCGGAGUUGGUUGACUUUACCUCACAGUGCUUGAAGAAAAAUUCCAAAGAACGGCCCACGUAUCCAGAGCUUAUGCAACAUCCAUUUUUCACCCUACAUGAAUCCAAAGCAACAGACGUGGCAUCUUUUGUAAAACUGAUACUUGGGGACUAAAAAAUCAUGGACUUAACUGGUUGACCCUACUGUGGAUUGGUGGGUUUACAGGGUUAAGUGAGUUCACCACAGCGCCAACAGAAAGUCAUCUUGAGAUCAUUGAACCCUGCCUUUUUGAGAGUUUUCUCUCCCUAUUUUUUUUUUCUUUUCCCUUUCCAAAGGGGGCCUUGGAAUCUCUAGUAUAGAAUGAACUUUCUAGAUGGAUUAAAUAUGAUAAAGGCUUAGGACUUGAAAAGGUGAUUAGAUAUUUAAUCAGACAAGUCCUCAAGCUUCUCAGAUUUCUCGUGUUCUUCACAAAAUGAACGCAUUGGCCCUGGUAACAAAGGUGCUACAGUAGUGAUGAAAUUGUGAAGUAGAUUUGUAGUGUUUCCCAUUUAUUAUUUUAAUAUUUAUGUUUCAGUGCUUGGUUGGAAAUAUUCCAUUUUAUGCAAGAAGGGAGAUACAGAGACAAGGCUCACUUGGCAGUAUUUAUAGGGCUUUUAUUUUUUAAGUUCAAUCAUGUCUGUGGUCCAGAGAAAGUUAUUUAAUAUGCAUUGUAAGAAUAUUAUAAAAAUCUCAAUAGAAGGGGCUCUUCCCGGGCGGCGUGGCUUGCAGCUCUCCCAGCUGCUGCUCCUGACCUUCACCUCAAUCUUGGGUAAUCACUAGCAUCUUCUGAGUGAAUUGUCAGAGUAUCUUGAUCAUACCGCCCCCCCACCUUCCAACUUUGGAAAACAUGAAAGUCACUUGUAUUAUGACUCAAAGAGUUUAAAAACAACAACAACAACAAUGGUUCUCUUCAAAUUUGUGGAAUAGUUUUAGUGGAAAAUGAAAACAAUGAAAAGUGA
Molecule: messenger RNA, 2085 nt
Organism: Psammomys obesus (fat sand rat)
Lineage: Eukaryota; Metazoa; Chordata; Mammalia; Rodentia; Muridae
Gene: Map2k6
Product: mitogen-activated protein kinase kinase 6
Exons: 12
Coding region: 257-1261 (334 amino acids)
Biological process (GO): protein phosphorylation; MAPK cascade
Molecular function (GO): MAP kinase kinase activity; ATP binding
Source: RefSeq, a predicted model, not a curated record